GUUAAGAGUACGAGUGUGUGUGUUGAGCCUGGUAAUGAUGGCGGCGGUAGAGACGUGAAGCAGAUCGUGUGUUCUUUAAAUUCUGUUCUAUUCCUUGGAAUCCUUAAUUAAAGACUCUUGAUUAACAAAUUGGGACAAGAUGAUUCAAGUGGGGAUGUUCAGCAUGCCCCCGCCUCCCAUUCCCAGGGAAAGCCUCCACCCCCUGGAGUAGGACCUCAACAGUUCCAGCCAUUAUCCUUCAAACCCUUCAAAGCUCCUGAUGGUGAAUUUGAUGGCAAAAGACUUCGGAAAAGUGUCAUGCGAAAAACCGUUGAUUAUAAUUGCUCUGUUGUAAAUAUGUUGGAAAAUCGUGUUUGGCAAAGAGAUGAGCGUGAUCGUUGUACACUUCAAGCAGAUGUAUGUUAUGCCUCGGAAAUGCUGCCACCUACUGCAUAUCCUAUGAAUCCAAUUAAUGCAGUUGUUACCAAGUUUGUGCGAACUUCAACAAAUAAAGCUAAGUGCCCUAUCUUUUGUUUGGCAUGGACACCAGAGGGACGUCGCCUGGUAACGGGAGCAUCUUCAGGGGAGUUCACACUCUGGAAUGGUCUUACCUUCAACUUUGAGACUAUUUUACAGGUUAGCUUAUUUAAUUAGACUAAACAUUUUUCCUUU
Cherax quadricarinatus is the source of this 651-nucleotide messenger RNA. The record is from RefSeq and is a predicted model, not a curated record. NCBI's taxonomy places the organism in Eukaryota, Metazoa, Arthropoda, Malacostraca, Decapoda, Parastacidae.